CAUCGGCCCUCACUAUCCCACAAUGCCACACUAACUGGUCGCCAUGGCGCAGGGUCGGCUAAAACUGGCGGCGCGGGCCCCAGCGGGAAAGAAGCCGAAGAAUAAGCGAGGCGGAGCCGCACGGCCCCGGAAAGGAGGAAGAAUAAUCGCUCCAAAAAAGACUCAAGUAGUUCAGCAACAGAAAUUGAAGAAGAACCUGGAAGUUGCGAUAAGGAACAAGAUUGAGCACGAUGUCACUAUGAAAGCUAGCUCCAACAUGCCCAAAAAAUUGAACAUUGUCAAAGCACAACAGAAGAAGGGUAAGGCAAACAAUUAGGACGUUUACCAGCCUGGGAAGUAUCUCCGGAUAUUGGAAAGAAGCUCAACAAAGCUUGCAAAGUGAGAUCUCCAACAUACUUUGUCCCCUCGACACACUUUGAUUCAUUGAUUAAAAAAACGUUAUUUUACAUUA
This is a messenger RNA of Stegostoma tigrinum, 451 nucleotides long. It is a transcript of the gene c35h19orf53, whose product is annotated as chromosome 35 C19orf53 homolog. The record is from RefSeq and is a predicted model, not a curated record. The transcript is spliced from 3 exons. The coding region runs from base 44 to 316 and encodes 90 amino acids. NCBI's taxonomy places the organism in Eukaryota, Metazoa, Chordata, Chondrichthyes, Orectolobiformes, Stegostomatidae.